CUCGAAAGUGUCGGGCACUCGGCGGCGGGGCUCGUCGUCUCGGAUUCUCGCGGCGCAGUCGGCACGAUACUCGGUAGGCAGGCAGGUUCGGCUCACUGCACAUUUUGCUAUGGCGUGUUUAGGUUCGAGUCGGCUCUGUGCCCGUGCGGAGAAGAUCCGCCAGUUCCAUCGUAAUAUCGCGUCAACUGCCUUAUCAACUAGAAGCUUCCGCAGCAGCUCGGAACAAGCGGCCAGCAGCACCGGACUUCUUCGACGUUGCCAGAAUUUUCAAAAUGAGCAUAACUGUCGUCUGAAUGUUGCACGAGUAAUGAGUUCAAUGCAGACGCAACAGCCAGGAUCUCUUCCAGACUAUCGAAUUGAUCCUUAUCAACUACUCGAGGAUGAUCUAAAAGAUGUAUAUGAAGAUAUAAAAAGAGAACUGAUUGGCAAUACGACAAACGAAGAGCUGAGAACGAUAGCGACAUAUUAUUUUGGCGGACAAGGCAAGGCACUUCGGCCCAUGGUCGCGAUACUCAUUGCCCGAGCCAUCAACUAUCACAAAGAUAGAAACGGUCUCUUAGCAUCGCAACGGCAAGUUGCAAUGAUUUCCGAGAUGAUCCAUAAUGCCUCCUUGAUACAUGACGACGUGAUCGACCAAUCCGAUUUUCGCCGGGGAAAACCUUCUGUUAAUGCACUUUGGAGUCAGAAGAAGGUAACAAUGGCCGGCGAUUUUAUUCUUGCUGUAGCUACGAUGAUGAUUGCGCGCCUUCAGAGCGAUGAUGUUACUUUAACUCUCAGUCAGGUUAUCACUGAUUUGGUCCAAGGGGAGUUUAUGCAGCUGGGCUCCAAGGAGACAGAAAAUGAGCGGUUUACCCAUUAUUUGACAAAAACUUAUAGGAAAACAGCUAGUCUACUAGCGAAUUCGGCAAAAGCGGUUGCGAUGCUAUCAGGAGCUGACGAGUGUUUAUCGGAAGUUGCUUUUCAAUAUGGAAGAAAUAUUGGAUUAGCUUUCCAACUUGUCGAUGACUUAUUAGAUUUUGUAUCAUCGUCAGAUGCAAUGGGAAAGCCUACAGCAGCAGAUUUAAAAUUGGGACUCGCUACUGCACCCGUUCUAUUUGCUUGCGAACGGUAUCCAGAACUGAAUCCAAUGAUAAUGCGUCGAUUCCAAGAGCCCGGUGACGUCGAAAAAGCCUUUGAGCUAGUGCAUAAAUCGCAAGGAUUAGAGCAAACGAGAUUUUUAGCCAAAAAGCAUUGUGUGGAAGCCGUGAGGCUUGCACAAACUUUGGCCGAAAGUCCCUAUCAAAAAAGUUUAUUCGUCGUCAGCGAUUUAGUUAUUAAUCGUAUAAAGUAAUGAAUUGUCUUUAAACGUUUCAUUACAGUAGUAUAAAUCAUAUGCAUCGGUAACAAAUUGAUUUUGAAAAGCUUAAAAAGGAGAAGAGAAGAAAAGACAUGGAGUAUAAAUUAGCUAUUGAUUAAAAAGGUAAAGAAAAAUUUUUAAAAUAAAAGCAUGUUAA
This is a messenger RNA of Ceratosolen solmsi marchali, 1493 nucleotides long. RefSeq names its product decaprenyl diphosphate synthase subunit 1 qless (gene qless). Gene Ontology annotation, molecular function: prenyltransferase activity. The transcript is spliced from 8 exons. The coding region runs from base 110 to 1330 and encodes 406 amino acids. Gene Ontology annotation, cellular component: transferase complex; mitochondrion. NCBI's taxonomy places the organism in Eukaryota, Metazoa, Arthropoda, Insecta, Hymenoptera, Agaonidae. Gene Ontology annotation, biological process: ubiquinone biosynthetic process; isoprenoid biosynthetic process. The record is from RefSeq and is a predicted model, not a curated record.